AUGUCCUCGCUCGAGGCAAAAAUCGUCGUGCUAGGCGCUCAGGGUGUCGGAAAGACGUCCCUGGUAAUGCGAUACUGCAAGGGAAGCUGGGACCCCUCGCAAAUCACCUCCACCGUCGGCGCCAGUUUCCUCACAAAACGCAUCGUAGACGCCGACACGGACACGACGGUGCGGCUGCAGAUAUGGGAUACAGAACGAUUCCGCUCAAUAUCCCGCCUGUACUACCGCGGCGCAAACGCCUGCAUCCUAUGCUAUAGCAUCACCGACGCACAGUCCUUCGCCGAGAUGGGCGUGUGGCUGACCGAGCUGCGGCGCAACCUGCCGGGUGACGUCAUCCUUCACGUCGUGGGGACAAAAGCCGACAUCGUCGCCCGCGACCCUUCGGCCCGCCAGGUCCCCUUCGAACGCUGCAUAGCCUACGUGGCCGAGAACCUCGCCCCGGGACAGGGAGGUACCCCGCCGCCCACGGCGUCCGGGUUCCUCUCCUCCCCCUUCCAGGGCGGCGGCUCCUCCCUACCGUCAAUGUCACCGGGGAACAAUAGCAGCCAUAACAACAACAACAACAAUACUUUUGUGGGUGGAGGGGUGGGAGGGGGUGGUGCGUACCCCAGCUCCGCUGACCCGCACAGUCCCAGCUCUAAGCGCAGCUCGGGCUUCUGGGGCCAGGAGGUAGGCUGGGACGCCUGCCACGAGAUCAGCGCCGAGAGCGGCGAGGGCGUCGAGGAGGUCUUCCGCGUCGUCACGCGAAAGCUCGUCGAGCAGAACCGGAAGAUGCAGCAGGCCCUGCUGCUCGCCACGUCCCUACCCCAGCCCACGCCGGGCUUCGGCGCCGGCCCCGACCCUUCCGCCCUGGACGGCGACUACUUCGGUGCCGGAGCGGCCUAUCCGAGGGGCAGCUUCCGCGUCGGCCGCGACAGGCGCAGCUGGCUUUUCCCCCAGUCAUUCUCACCCACCGUGACUGUCGAUCGGGCCGGCUCGACGAAUGACGGCCACGGUCAGCAGCAUCAGCAACCCGACUACGAGGGCAAGAAGCGCAGCGCCUGCUGCUGA
Molecule: messenger RNA, 1050 nt
Organism: Geosmithia morbida
Lineage: Eukaryota; Fungi; Ascomycota; Sordariomycetes; Hypocreales; Bionectriaceae
Product: RAB protein
Exons: 2
Coding region: 1-1050 (349 amino acids)
Biological process (GO): intracellular protein transport
Cellular component (GO): endomembrane system
Molecular function (GO): GTPase activity; GTP binding
Source: RefSeq, a predicted model, not a curated record